AUGGACAGCUGGACUCUCCAGGGGGACAGCUACUCCUUCCUGCGAAGUGCCCCCCGUACCUUUUCCCUUUGCCAUCGUGACGGCACCCCCAACCACGUUGAAAUAUUCGACAUUAUCAACAUCCCCUCUCAGCGCAGUGCCAUCUCUGAGACCACCUGCCUGUGUGACAUUUUUGGAGACGACUGUGAGUCGGCGUCUCUGUCGAGCAGCCCCGCUGUAGGGCCAUUUGUCCCUUCCCAGAGGGAGGUGGAUGGGACGGCUGCUGGUUCACCUCUGGUAGACGAUCUGAACGAUUCUUCAGGCUCUUACCACACUGCACAGGGUUCCAGUGAAGGUGAGGAAGGUUUUGAAGAUUCAGGAGAAAAGUUUUACAGUCCCCCACUGCAGAGGCUGUUGGAGGCCAAGAGGCUGAGCUCUAGAUGUCCAGAAGUUUCUGAAGACAGCAGCCCAAAUUCAGAACCAAAAAGCAAAUCACCAGUAGCUCAGCUUAAUACAGCCAGCCCUUCUUCUCAAAACCUCAGCACUGGUGAGAGGACCCCCUCUCCUGAACAUAACAGCUCCUAUAGCUUCAGUACACAGGGAAGACUAUCAUCUUUGUCCUCCUCCUCCUCCUCAGCUGAAAGAAGACCUUCAUCAUCCUCACCUGAUCCAAAACAAACACAUUCAGAAGCUGAACCAAUAAGAACAACUUCUUCAUUCAAAGACAGGAACGACAGCCCCUCACAUCAGUCUCUAACUCCAAGUCCCAGAAACUCGAUCAGCCCAUCCUGCUGUGAAUCAGUGAACCCUCAGUUUUUGCCUGAGUUCAGAGUAGCACAAGACACACCUGAGCCAAGAGCCACCAACUUAAAUCAAAACAGCAGUCCAUCAGCUGAGCUCCCAUUCAAAGACUUUUCUCAGGAUUUUACAGAAUCAGCUUUUGAAUCAAGAACCACUCAUUCAUCUCCUUUGCCUUCACCCACAUUAUCUCAUUCAAGAGAAAAAUCAGUCUCCCCUGAGCUUAGUCAUAGGUCCUCUUGCUCUGACACUCAAGCUUCAUCUCCUUUGCCUGAGCUAAGAGGGAGGAUCUCUCUACCUGAUCUCUUUAGCAGAGGCUCUACGCCUGAAAUUAAAGAUUCUCCCCACACAUCAGAUCCUUCUACUGCGGAAAGAGACACCACAGCUACUCCUGAAAGCCAAAGGUUAUCAGUUGAACCAGGUAGUUCUGUUUCCGCUCCUGCGCCACGAUACACCCCUCCCUCACCUGUCAUUUCAAAAACAUCAUCACCUGAGCUUAUACGGGGUGCUGUCUCACCUGAUUUGACAAACACAGCUCCCUCACCUGGCCUGCUCAGCGCUGCCUGCCUGACCAAACCUGGGUCCAGAACUUCCUCUCCUGAACACUCAGCAAAAUUAAGACAGGUGUGUUCACCUGCUGUGAGUUGUAGUUUAUCUCCUUCACCUGGAUUGAGGGACAGCUGCUCUCCCAUUGAGCACAGAUAUACUUCCCCCUCACCUGAAAUCAGGAUUACAGCAUCCUCUCCUGAGGUGGGUAGAAGAGAGCAAUCUUCUGAAGUGGAAAUAAUAUCAGCCUCUCCUCUCCUGGAGCCUCUCUUUGACCCUUCCUCAUCAAGAAGCCUCACUUCCUCCCCUCAUAUCACAGGAAUUUCUUAUUCUAUUGUUCAGCCCGAGGACAGGUACAGUCCCCCAUUUCCUGAACUUUCUUGUCCCCCCAUCCCAGAGACAGCUAAUACACACAUCUCCUCUGAAGAAAGGAGCCUCACCACAAGCAGAGACGAUAUAGCAGAGUCCACUGGCUGCUUCAGAAACUCUGCUUCAGAACCUGAAAUAACUCUCCAACAUCAUCCCAGGUACCAAACGCCUUCACCUCAGCCAACUUAUCAAACUGCUUCACCUGAACCAAGAUUUCAAAGCCUCUCAUCCAGUAGGUCUCAAAGUCCUUCACCUCAGCACAAAAGUAGAGAUCCAUCACCUGUUGCCCCUGCACCGAGGUAUCAGCUUUCCCUUGCGAGAAAUACUCCUGGGGGUGAUAGAGAUUCUUCUUCAGUUGAUAUCACAGAAACACAGUCUCCCACAUACCUGACAAAAGACAGGGUGUCACCCUCAUUUAAAACAAUCACAAGGGACAAAUCUCCACCUUUUGUUGCUGCAAUCAAAGGCAGUUCACCAGUUCAUUCGCCUUUAUCUACUUUAUCUAUUUUACCAGACAAAAAGGUGGAUUGCUCACUAAAACAGCAACGAGAAGAGAGAGAAGAAACACCAGAGGAAGUAAAUAUACAGGAUAAGUCGGGUCUAGCUUCCUUCCCUGAGGAAAAACAGGACAUUCAUCCCCUAUUUUUUCAGAGACAAGACACUCAUAAUAAUCCCCCUUCUGAAAUCAAGUGUCCGUCCCCUAAUCUUCUAGUCUUUAAGGACAGGAGUCCAAACAUCUCACCUGUUCAGGGAGCUACAUCAAAUUCACCAGUGCAGAGAUUGGAUAACCCUCAGCCUCGGUUUACUACUUAUUCCCCAACGUCUGACAGCAGUAGCUCUUUAAAAUCCGCUUGUACAUCUGAGAACUCGAAAAGACAGCUGUUAACCAAAGUUAGACGUGAAAACAGAGAGAGGUUAACGGAGGACAUGUCCCACCAUGUAAACAGAAGGCGGACUCCCUCUCCGCCACUCACCAGGUUUACACCUGUCCACAUCAUAGCCCCCGAGAAACCUUACAGACAGUGGCAGAACAGAAGCCGCAGUCCCACUCAGGUUGGCGCAUCCACACCUAGAGGCAAUUUAAAGAAAUCGGUGACAAAUAGGGAAAGCCCCGACAAUAAUAGCCAGGCCCAAUGGGCCAGCCUAGGAAGGCAACUGGAAACGGAGAGGGGAAUGCCACUGGAGCAAGAGAGAAAGGUGGCCAGAGAGAGGCAAAAGGAUAGGGAGAUGGAAAGAAACAGGAAGAGGGAGGAGCAGGUUCCUGAAAGGGAGGCGGGGUGGCAGGGGGACACCAGUUACAGAGGGGAACAGGUUGAGCUGUCAUUCAGUGCCAGGAAUAGAAAAGGACCUGCGAGUCGCGGUGCAGCUCCCACAAGCAGAGAGACCCGUCAAGGGCUGCCAACAGUGCAUUCCUAUUCAGACAGCUCGUCUGCCACAAGACAGCUACAGCAACAACAGAGCCUGCAUAGACUUGCUUCUCAACAAGACACCAGGGGUUGUGCUGCCAGUAGACGACCUCGACCCCCUGCACCCCAAACCAAGAACAGUGCUCCUGGACGUGUGGCCUCAAACAGGCCCGGUCGGAGUUCCAGCUCCAGCAUGGGAAGUGAACUGGACGAGGCAGACAAUGAGGUGAAGUGGUUUACAGAUGUGGCUUUCCGCAGCCUGUCAAGCCCUGAGAUAGAUUACCUCGACAUGUACAACUCGAGCCACCGUUCAUCCACAAACAUCUCUCAGCCAUCUACCCAAGAGAGCCCAGCUGGGAUCAGUGCUGCCUGGCAGGCCUAUGCUGACUUCAGAGGUUCCGCGCCAAAGUUGGACCAUGAUGAUCUCUCUUCCCAGCAACCAUCUGCUUACUUCUCAGAUGGCCUAGAUGCAUCUAGGCGCUAUGAACUGGGCAGCUUUGAAUGUGUAGAUGUGGCUGUGGAAAGGGAGGACUCCAGGAAGUUGAGAAGAGGAGUCCCAAAGAGGCAGAUCCAGCUGAAAAAGAGGAAUAAUGCUGAAGGGAAGCAGGAUGAAAGCAGUGAAAACAGCAGUCCUGGGCUAGCAGGAAUUGUGGAAAGCAGCUCCCAGGAGGCUCAGUCAAGAGGGACCUUUGUGAGGCAACACAGCACACCAGCAGCAAUGCAAGAAUGCUACCCCUCUGAGCACAGCCCUGAGCCCCAACUAACAAAUGCAAGAAAAUCCCAACUCCAGAAAUCUGCUUCUAUGGAUGAAACAUGCACUAAAACCCAGAUGGCUACUUGCCUGAUCAAGAAUGUGUUGUCCAAGAAGAUGCAAAUUGCUGAUAAACAACCUGAUGAAUGUGUGAGCCCGGCAUCUGAGAAAAGCACUCCAGCUGAGAGUGAUGCAGCACCACUUAAAGAAUCCCCAAAACCAGACACACAUGAUCUAAGCUCCAGUUUUCAGUCAGAUUAUAGUCUUUCAUCUGAGAGCCUUCCUGUGAGAGGGGAACCAAGCACUAAGGAUGAAGCUAAACCACCCAAAAGUUUUGGAGUGAGAUCCAGUAACAGGCCGAGUUCAUCCAGCAGCUGCAGAAGUGUUACCUUUUCACUGACUGACAGUGAAGAGGCUGAUUCUCAAAGCAGGAAUGCAGCGCUGUCAAGAUCUGAAAUGAGAUCAGAUCUGAAGGUGCCAUUUGAUAGCAAGCAGUGCAGAACUGGAGAACAACAAGCAGACGACAGCAAAACAUACAAAGGGAAGGGUGGUGACUCAGCAAAUGCCGCAGAAGCUCCUUCUGUCAGCGCAGCCCACGAUAUACAGGUCAGGACGACAGACAGAGAGCGGGAAUGUGAAAGCGGGGAGGAACCUAAACAAUUUCAACAGGAUGACAGCGGCGCCUUCAUGUCUAACACACAAGAGAUCACACUGAAAGCUGUGGGGAAAAAGAAAGCCUCCUUAAACGUAUGUCUCACACCUGAAGCAGAAAACAAACCAGAGGCUAUUUCACCAGAUGUGUUUUUUAGAGAAAACAUUGAUGAAAAAACAGAAGAAGACGGAAAUGAGAAUAGCAAAGUUAAGGCCCCACUUCACAAAGUUAGAGAUGUGAGGCGGCUCGUGAAAAAUACUUAUAAUCUGUCCUUCAAAGCCGCUAGCACUGAAGAAAGCAUGGGAACAUCUGAUGAAAAACCUAAAGAAGACAUCAUAGCAGCAGAGGAGAUGGAUUUAAGACAAGAGAUAAGGAGGGACGAGAGGAGGGAGGAAAGAGAAGAGGAGUUCAGGGUGGAGAGGAUGGAGGAACAGAAGGAGGAGGUAAAAGAUUCAAAAAUGUUAACAUUAUCUCCACCACCUCACAGCAAAGGAAAGUCUCUGUCUGGUCCACAACCAAUGCAAAUAGAAUACAAAGCUGUUUGCUUAAAAGAAGACAAAACUAAAACUUCAUGCAUCAAAAAAGACCCAGAAAACCCCAGUGACAAACCCCAGGUUUCUUCAAAGCCUGUCGACGUGGUAAGCGGGGAAUCACAGUCUUUGAAUGCACCGAAUAACACAACAGCAGACACAGAAAUAUCCAAACUGUCUGAGUGUGAUGUAAACAUUACAGCAGAAACACAAGAGAUGCUGGCAGAAAUCCGUGAAGUUCCAGACAGUGAGGAUAAACCUGUGGUGAUAAGAACAGACAGAAAACAUCACACACUUGGAAACCUCCCUAAAAUGCACAGUAAGGAAAGAGAGGUGUCCACUGCCGUAGUGUUAAUAAGGGAAGGACCGAGCAAGGCCAGGACAUCUGCAUCUCCAGCCCAGGAGCUGGAGAUCCCAACCCCAAUCCAAGCUCCAGCUGCUUCACUUUCACCUAAGCCCACUACUGCUGGCAGUGCCCCUGGUAGUGGUGGCCACUCAGUUUCCAUGCUAUUAAAGGAGAAAGGCUACCAAGCUGACAUUGGAGCGGUUGUGGGUGACAGCCAGAAUGUAUCUGGAGUUAAAGGAGUACCCCGGAAGCAUGUGAACUCUCUGGAGAUUCCCCUUCAGAACAUCACUCCUUUUGACAGAAGUUGGACUGAGUCUCACAGAGAGAGGACAUUCUCCUCCUCAUCUACCACUUCUGGUCCCUCAGCAGUGUCUGAGAACACAGAUGCAACCACAAAGACCAGAGAAGAUGAGGGAGGUAGCAUUAAGCCUACAGAAAAAGACACUGCAAAAAUUAGGAGUUUUUCUCCGGUAAUGAAUACACGGGAACAAGCUUCACCUCCUACCAAACAGAAAGAUGUGGGAGAUUUUGAAGCUGUGAAAAGACUAGAUCCUACUUUCCCCCCAAGGUCACCUGCAAUAAGGAGAUUCAAACCACAGCCAAUUCAGGUGAAAUCACUGUCUAAAGAACCACAGAAAAAAGACAUCCCCGCAAACUCCACUGGAAACAGCAGGCCUCAAAGCAUUGAAGUAAAAUCUAUAGCUAAAAAUUCUCAAAAGCCAGCCGUGCCUCCAAAGCCAAGCUGCAAAUUCAAACCUGCAGAUUUAGGUGGAACAUCAAAUGAAGCACAGAGAUCAGCAGCAGCAUCGACUGUAAAACAGCAAAGUGAGGAGAGAACUCAAACAAUUGUGGUCAGCUCGCCGACAAUCUACAGGAAGAUUUCCACUGACUCCACUUCAACAUCUAACUUUUCAAGAAAACUAGCUGUGUCUGCCGUAUCCAGCCUCAAACCUCUACCCAGCAAAACAGCUUCAACCACCAGCUCCAGCCUCUCAAACCAGUCAGCGGAACCUCCAGACACAGAGGUUACUAAUGACAGAGAACAGACACAACAACCAGCUGCCUCUCCUCAGAGCUCCAGGUGUGCACAGACAGCUUUAACCUCAGCUACAGUUCCACCAUCAGCCACUAGCUCAGGUCUCACCUCGGCUCCAGGUUCGGUUUCUGACCCGAUAGCAAGCCAAAUUACUGGACCUGCCUCGACUGGAGUCAGCCUGCCAAGCCAGCCGGCUGUUAUGGAUCCCGAUAGCCAGCUGCAGUAUCCCAGGGCAGCAAACACUCAUGAACAAGCUGUGCCACUAACUUCAAACAAAACAAAACAACCCGCUGCCUUUCCCACAACACAAGUGCCAAGAUAUACACGCCAGCAAUGCCACAGAUCACUGUCCAGUGAGCACACCCAAAGGACAGAUGACCUGCGUUUUUAUGCCUCUGAUGACCCUCCAAGCUAUGAUGAACGAGAGAGCUUCAGUCCACUGACGCUCCCGGAUUUGACACCCUUGAGGUCAAAUCGCUUUCAACCCUCCUCCCGUCCUCCUGCCUGCCCUUGCACAGCUGGCUGCCCCACUUACGCUGGUCUCCCUCCUCCUCACCAUCAUCGGAGCCCCCGUAACCUCACCCCACCUGCCCCUACGCACUCUCCGGGCCAGGCUCUACCUUUUGCAGUGACACAGCCUCCUCUUCGUCCCCAUCAGUGCAGACUUGAUGCUCAGCCAAUGAGCUACCAGCCGGGCUCUCCCAAAUCAAGUCCUUUUGGUCCAAGCCAGCAGCCGACCAUGUACCAACCUCUCCACCAGCCUGCUCCCUGCCCUCCCCACCCCUCACUCAUGCAGGCCUGCCCUGGGGACCGCCCAUUACCGCCACCCCAGCAUAUCGACCCUCGGAGGCCUCCUGUCCACAGAUCCCCCCACCAGCAGCCACCAGGCAUAACCGGGGCUCCUUACAGUGAUCCUAGCCACAGCCACUCCCCUGGCCUUCCUCCUAUGGAUCCUCAGUUCCUAUGUGGUACCCAAAGCAUGGCAGGGCCUUCCUAUGGCUCUGAAUAUGGGGGUGACAGCUCCAGUUUGUACUCAGAAAGUAGCUAUGGGCAGACACCUCGCAGAGUGCUCCUGGAUCCUGAAACAGGGAAGUACUUUUAUAUUGAGGUGGCUGUUCAGCCUCUGAGAAAAAUGCUGUUUGAUCCAGAGACCGGCCAGUAUGUGGAAGUGCUCAUCCCACAGCAAGCAAUGUCACAUUCAGGCCUGUAUCCUCCUUCUGCAGCCCCUUACCCACCCCUCCCUAACCCCAGCAUGUACGCCCCUGCUCCACAAUACAUGCCCUAUGCAGCUCCUGCUCCCCCAGCCCACCCCCACCCCCAGGCCCAGCCCCAGCCACCUCGAUACCCUGAAGCAUCUGCAGCAGCAACAAUGCACCCAAGCGGCUCUAGGGUCGGCUACAGAAAUCCCUCUGGUCAGGGUUCUAAGCCCGAGCCUCAGAACCAUCCACCAAUGGACCACAGCUACCUGGAGAACAUGUAUUAUGUCCCUACAGGGAUGGAUACAAGCCCCAAUCCCACUCCACCAGACUAUUACCACAAACAUCCCCCCAACUUACCCCCAACAGGGGGGAAAAGGUCCUGAAAUAGAGGGUAGAGGCCGCCUUCCUGGAGCCUGUUAGGUUUAAAAUACACACUGUAUAAAUGAGGUGUCCAAUGUUAGCCUGUAAUGUUUUCACAUUGCAACUGAAGACACCAACUCUUUGGUUGUUUUUUUUUAUUUGCUGCUCUGUGCUAAGCCAGAUAGAUGACUCUUGGGUACUCAAAACAGAAGUAAGAAGGCCUUGGGUUUGAGGUGUUCUUGAAAGUGUUAACUAAAAAUGUUUAUAUAGGAAUUUAUAUAGGAUCAUACU
Archocentrus centrarchus (flier cichlid) is the source of this 8263-nucleotide messenger RNA. Its product is annotated as serine/arginine repetitive matrix protein 2. The record is from RefSeq and is a predicted model, not a curated record. Lineage: Eukaryota; Metazoa; Chordata; Actinopteri; Cichliformes; Cichlidae. Gene Ontology annotation, cellular component: nucleoplasm. The transcript has a single exon. The coding region runs from base 1 to 7995 and encodes 2664 amino acids.